Messenger RNA from Paramecium pentaurelia, 430 nucleotides. Lineage: Eukaryota; Ciliophora; Oligohymenophorea; Peniculida; Parameciidae. The record is from the annotation of a GenBank genome assembly.
CAAUGAAAAUCUUGGAUGAUAUCAAAUAAUAAGUGGAGAAGGAAAUGUAAAAGUUUGAUCCACGUCUAGCUUAAAAGAAAUAUCUAAAGAUGACAGAAUCUAUAAAGGAUUUGUUUCUAAAAGCAGUGGUUUCUGAGAAGUAAUCUAUUAAAGCGGUACUAUUUAUAUAAUAUAUUAGGCUGCCAAUUCUAUAGGUAUUAAUUACUCUUCAGCCAAAGCUAUAUGGGCAGAAUUCAGAAGAAAGAAAUAGAAGAAGAAUAAUAAUAAAGAAGAAUCAAAUUAGAAAAAAGAAAAUCCAUUAGUCAAACGUUGUUCAUAUAAAAUAUUAAAUGGUUGUAAUAAGAUUAAGAAAUUGUUUAUGGAAAUAAAAUCGUCUGUAUCAUAGAAUUUGAAUUCAACACAUUUUUGUAAGAUGGAUUCUCACAUUUGA